This is a messenger RNA of Eimeria mitis, 333 nucleotides long. RefSeq lists its product as uncharacterized. The transcript is spliced from 3 exons. Bases 1 to 333 code for a protein of 110 amino acids. Lineage: Eukaryota; Apicomplexa; Conoidasida; Eucoccidiorida; Eimeriidae. Gene Ontology annotation, molecular function: ice binding. The record is from RefSeq and is a predicted model, not a curated record.
AUGUUUCAUACACCUGAGAGCUCUCUCUAUAACAGCAGAAUUUUGCUGCUGCUGCAGCAGCAGCUGCUGCAGCAGCGGCCACAGCGUGCUGCAUGCAAACGCCUGAACCCAGCAGCAGCAGCAGCAGCAGCAGCAGCAGCAGCAGCAGCAGCAACAGCAGCAGCAGAAGAGAAAACACAUUCGUUGAAGGUGCCACUGGGAAAAGAAGCAGCAAAUGCAGCAGCAGCAGCAGCAACUGCAGCAGCAGCAACUGCAGCAGCAGCACCAACUGCAGCAGCAGCAGCAGCAGCAGCAGCAGCAGCAGCAACAGCAGCAGCAGCAGCAGCAGCAUAA